AUGGCAGCUUCUCCACCUUCAUUUGGUCAGCCCUCUUCUCAAUACUAUGAGAAAGGUAUGAAGAAAUCAGGAAGAGAAUCAGAGUUCCUGACAGCAGCCUUUUUGCAGUGCAGUUCUCUCCCUGCUACUGGAGUAACACUGACAGAAGACAUCAAAACUGAUCGACAGCAAGUGGAGAAAGAAAUCCAAAUUCAGACUGGAAAAAAAUGUGUGGAAUGUGGCAAACAAUUCACACACAAAAGUGAUCUUAAUAGGCAUAUGAAGAUUCACACUGGAGAAAAACCUCAUUGCUUCUCUUUAAGAACGACUUACCACAUUCUGAACAGCAAUCUUCAAAUCCACAGAAGAAUACACACUGGAGAAAAACCUCAUUGUUGCCCAGAAUGUGGUAAGUCGUUCUCAAGGAGAAGCCAUCUUCAGACGCACAUAAUAAUCCACACAGGAGAAAAACCUCAUUGCUGUCCAGAAUGUGGCAAGUCGUUCCUAAGGAGAAGCUGUCUUCAGAGGCACAGAAGAAUCCACACAGGAGAAAAACCUCAUUGCUGUCCAGAAUGUGGUAAGUCGUUCUCAAGGAGAAGCAAUCUUCAGACGCACAUAAUAAUCCACACAGGAGAAAAAUCUCAUUGCUGUCCAGAAUGCGGUAAGUCGUUCUCAAUGAGAAGCAAUCUUCAGACGCACAGACGAGUCCACACAGGACAAAAACCUUAG
This is a messenger RNA of Polypterus senegalus (gray bichir), 708 nucleotides long. Its product is annotated as zinc finger protein 239-like. The coding region runs from base 1 to 708 and encodes 235 amino acids. Gene Ontology annotation, cellular component: nucleus. The record is from RefSeq and is a predicted model, not a curated record. The transcript has a single exon. Lineage: Eukaryota; Metazoa; Chordata; Cladistia; Polypteriformes; Polypteridae.